Molecule: messenger RNA, 4712 nt
Organism: Mizuhopecten yessoensis (Yesso scallop)
Lineage: Eukaryota; Metazoa; Mollusca; Bivalvia; Pectinida; Pectinidae
Product: Golgi phosphoprotein 3-like
Exons: 3
Coding region: 277-1131 (284 amino acids)
Biological process (GO): Golgi vesicle budding; Golgi to plasma membrane protein transport; Golgi organization
Cellular component (GO): trans-Golgi network; Golgi cisterna; cytosol
Molecular function (GO): phosphatidylinositol-4-phosphate binding
Source: RefSeq, a predicted model, not a curated record
AAUAUUGUAUUUUUUUCUUGAUCGUAGGCCUGGAUUUGUUUAAUUGAUUAGUUAAACAUAUGACAUUUUAUAGGAAAGUAUUUAUAUGCCUAAAGUAAUUUUGUUUUUGCAUAUUCAAUUAUGUGACAUAUUUCAAUAUUGUAUCAAAUCUCGUUAAAUCGCGUGUCUACGUCAAAAUAUUUCUUCCGCCAUAUUUGUUGUUGGUAAAGCGGAAAGGAAGUUGUCUCCAGAAUAUUUGCCAAUAUUAAAAACCUGGGUUUACAUUUGGUGACAACAAUGGCAAGCAGGUCAAGUGGCCUUGUUCAACGCAAGGUUGUGCCAUCACAUGGAGCUGAAGGUGGAAAUGAAAACCGAGAAGAUAAUGAUAAUUAUCAAGAAGACGAUGAAGAUCAUGAUUCAAAGGAAACACGUCUCACUCUGCUUGAGGAAGUUCUGCUAUUAGGACUAAAAGACAGAGAGGGGUACACAUCGUUUUGGAAUGACUGCAUAUCUUCAGGAUUGCGUGGAUGUAUAUUGAUAGAGUUGGCUCUAAGAGGAAGGGUUGAGUUGGAAAAAGCCGGAAUGAGAAGACGCAGUCUUUUAAACAGAAAAAUAUUGUGUCGGAACAGUAACCCAACUGGUGAUGUGUUAUUGGAUGAAGCACUAAAACAUGUCAAGGAGACCGAACCCCCAGAAACGGUACAGAGCUGGAUUGAAUAUUUAAGUGGAGAAACAUGGAACCCUUUGAAGCUGCGAUACCAAUUGCGAAAUGUUCGGGAAAGGCUUGCGAAAAAUCUGGUGGAAAAAGGUGUAUGUUCCACUGAAAAACAAAACUUCCUGCUUUUUGACAUGACCACGCACCCCCUCACAGACUCAGGAGUAAAACAGAAACUCAUAAAGAAGGUCCAGGAUGCUGUCCUCAGCCGUUGGACGAAUGAUGCACACAGAAUGGAUAGGCGACUUCUAUCUCUGAUCUAUCUUGCACAUGCUUCAGACGUUCUUGAAAAUGCAUUUGCACCCUUGUCUGAUGAUGAUUAUGAAAUUGCAAUGAAGCGUGUGCGAGAGCUGUUAGACUUGGACUUUGAAAAUGAAAGUAUGAAAGAGGGGACCAAUGAGCUUGUGUGGGCUGUGAUUGCAGCCUUUAGUAAGUGAUUGUUGUAGCCUUACAUCUAUAUAUGUCACACAUAGUGGGAUCACUGUUGUUUUCUUGAGUUUGAAGAAUGGAAAUAUCAUGGGUGAUAGUCUGAGGCACAAAAUAAUUUCAACAGUACGUUUACUUUUAUCAUAAAACCAGAUGACUGGUAAUGUGUAUGAAGCAUGCUGUGAUUAUUCAUUGUGUUAGUUCAGUUAAACUACAUUCUUCCCACCCAGGAAAUUUAUUGUUAAAAAGCGGGCGUAUACAGUUUAAAGAACAGUAAUCUGCAAUUGUAACACAAAAUAAAACGAAUCUUAGUCAUGGGAACAGUCAUUUGUUUGUGAAAGAAUUCAAACCUAUGCUGAAAAUAUGAUUUCAUGAAAUGGUCCAAGUCUGUUAAAAAUUAAUUGUAAUCAAUGGGAAGGGAGGCAACUUGUUACAGUGUAGGUAUGUUGCAGAUCCUAUCAACAUUUUCAAAUGGAUUGCUGUACUUAAUAUGUAGUUAAUGUCUAUCACCCAUAUUUUGUGUGAUGAUGAUCUCUCCCUGGCAAGUUGUAUAUCUUACUGGUUGAAAUGUACAUUUCUGAAAUCUUAUCAGGAUCUGAUUGGCUGCCAACAGGUUCAAUCUGAAUAGCUUUCAAAAUGUUCUGUCUGAUUGGGGGUCAGAGGCUUUAUGAGUCCUUAUGUCGUCAUCUAAAUCAUUCAUUAGUAUGUAGUACAAGGUAACAGGUAUACUAUAUCAGCUUAACUUUUUGUCAGGUCAUUUCAUCAAAAGGUCAAGGUUAUUCAUUUGCAGGAAAUUAAAGGUGAUGAUUUACCUAGAACUACAAAUCUGGUAUUGGAUAUGUAUACAUACAGUUACAUAUCUGGUAUUGGAUAUGUAUACAUACAGCUACAAAUCUGGUAUUGGAUAUGUAUACAUACAGCUACAAAUAUGGUGUUUUCUCCUGUAGUGUGAUAUCUCUUGUAGUGUGUUUUCUGCUGUUAUGUGUUUUCUCCUGUUGUGUGUUUUCUCCUGUAAUGUGUUUUUCUCCUAUUAUGUGGCUCCUCCUGUAAUGUGGCUCCUACUGUAGUGUGUUUUCUCCUAUUAUGUGUUUUCUCCUGUAAUGUGGCUCCUUCUGUUAUGUGUUUUCUCCUGUUGUGUGUUUUCUCCUGUAAUGUGGCUCCUACUGUUGUGGGUUUUCUCCUGUAAUGUGUUUUUCUCCUAUUAUGUGGCUCCUCCUGUAAUGUGGCUCCUACUGUAGUGUUUUUUCUCCUAUUAUGUGUUUUCUCCUGUAAUGUGUUUUUCUCCUAUUAUGUGGCUCCUCCUGUAAUGUGGCUCCUACUGUAGUGUGUUUUCUCCUGUUAUGUGUUUUCUCCUGUAAUGUGGCUCCUCCUGUAGUGUGUUUUCUCCUGUUAUGUGUUUUCUCCAGUUCUGUGAUUUCUCCUGUAAUGUAGUGUGUUUUCUCCUGUAGUGUAGUGUGUUUUCGUGUUAUUUCCUGUAAUGUAGUGUGUUUUCUCCUGUAGUGUGUUUUCACCUGUUAUGUGAUGCAUGUGUUACAUUUGUUGGUCUUGUUUUUGGGUUUUUUGCAAGAAGUUAACAAAGAAGUUGACUGUUUUGUAUAUUUUGUGAUGUAGUUAUACUAUUGUAUAUAGUGAACAUUCCUUCAAGUAAGAUGGCUGUCAGAUAGAUGUAAUAGCAACAUAUAUUAUACAGCACGAUAAUGAUUUUCACAAAAUUAAUUAUAAAGAAUUUUUAGUAUAGCCUGCAGCAGAUAAUCUGAGACUAGUGAAGUCUCCAGUUGGUCUGGUACAUAUAUUAGUGGUCCUGAAAAAAAAACGAUAGCCCGAUACCAUAGCACAUAGAAUAACCAAUAUUCAUAGGGUGUUGAUAUUAAGCCAGUAGCAUGUUCAUGUGAAUUACAAUGAACCAAUUUCAUGGUCACAUAUUGUCAAAUGUGCAUAAACCUUUAAUAUCUCGACAAACAAAAAUAUCUAGGGUGAUAGUUUCAUGACCUUGUUUGACUUUUACGGCCAUUGGAGUCAAAUGCAAUUAGAUAUUAGAUAUUAGAUACUCAUAUUUUGCCUUUAGCUUUAUUUCAUGGCUACAAUUGUGAGAUUUGAACCAGGUGAGCUAUGCUACUUCUUCUACUUCCUCUUCCAAUAAUCUGCAUACCACCUCUGGUGUAUUGUCGCAGAUAUGGCACAUACCCAGGGGAAACAUGCCUCAGUUAAAACCAUUAAACCUCAUAAGAAAUACAGUUAAAACUGGGGUUUUCACAAUGUCACAGUGUGCUGCAGUCUCUCCUUAAACACAUCUAGAGCGUCCGCUGAGAUGACCCGGAUUGGUAAGCCAUUCCACAGGCAAAUGGCAGAGGGGAAGAAGUACUGCUGGUGGCUUUGCAACCUGGUGAAUAGUAGGUGGAAGAGAAGGCUAUGUCCUAUUGUUGUAAUGGUUGACCCUCUUGAAAUGAGAUGUGGUUGUGAUGGUAUUGCCACUAACUCAUUUAUGAUGCAGUAGAGCAUGAUCACCUUUGCUAGCUUUCUCCAUUUUGCUAGGGUGGUCCAUUGGAGUUUUCUCAGCAUUGAUGUUGCAUUGCUAGUUGUUCUGUAGUCUCAAAUGACGAAGUGUGCAGCCCUUCUCUGCACCAUCUUAAUAUCUCUGAUGUCCUUUUAUAAAUUUAGAUCCCAUACAAUGCCUGCAUAAUUGAUGAUAGGCCUGAUGACCAGCGUUCUUUAGCACUGCUCCUUGAUCUUAGGUGGACAGGUGCUGAUGUUGAAAGUGUUUCAAUGUGAAUGGACCAGGUAAGAUUGUCAUUGAUGUUAACUCCCAGGUACUUAAACGUCUAAACUGUGGCAAGUGGGGUCCCAUUGAUGCUGUAGGUGGUAACUAGUGGCUGCCUUCUGUUGGUGACUCGUAGUACCUCACAUUUAUCAGGAUUGAAUUGCAUCAGCCAUUUGUUUUCCCACUGCUGCAGGUUGGCAAGGUCAUUAUGAAGGAUCCUAGAGUCCUCAUGUGUACGUACCUUCCUGUAGAGGAGACAAUCAUCUGCAAACAGUUUGAUGUUACACACUUAGACAGGUCAUUGAUGUAGAUGAGAAAGAGCAGACAUCCUAUGGUUGUUCCCUAGGGGCUUCAGAUGUUACGUCAGCAGACAGGUCAUUGAUGUAGAUGAGAAAGAGCAGACGUCCUAUGGUUGUUCCCUAGGGGCUCCAGAUCUAGAUGUUACGUCAAUCCUGUCUGAUCUUUUCCCAUUCUCCUCCACUUCUUGUUUCGGUGUAGCAGGGAGCUGGCAAUCCAUUGGGAGUGAGUAACCUGUUAUCCCGAGGUAGCCAAUUAGGCCUCUUGUUUGUGUCAAAGUGCUUCUAAUACGCCCUUCAUCCGAUAGGCCGUAUAAUAGUAUGGGCUGCGUUGACUGACUGAUGUCAAACUGUCCGUCCAUUUGUCCGUCCGUUAACUUUUCCUUGUCAUCGCUCUCCAGCCUUCAUUCAUGAACAUAUCUUGAUGAAACUUGGUACACAUGCCAAUAUAACUGGAACGAGUUCGCAUUUCAGAAGUUAACAUGCAUUUUUGGUGGAGUUAUGACCCUUUUAUUGCCAAAUAAGGGCAUUGUGUAGU